AUGGAAUUCUUCGCUGAAGCUGGCGUGCCCGCCGUGGCUGUGGCUUCUGCUAUCUCGGUCGCUGCAGGUGCCUAUUUGAACGCCAAGCUCUCGAUUUCGACAGAUCUGUCUACUAUUUUCAAUGAUAGGGCCUUUGGUAAGCGCUUGGCCGAGCGCAUUGGCCAGCUCGGCGAGUCGGCGACAAUCUACAAAUUGCUUGAGCAGGUUGUGGAGGUCGAAGGACAGGGAGCUACGGAUGCGGUCUGGUUUGAACAGAAGACCUGGUCUUAUACUCAAUUGAAAGAAUUGGCCGACCGAUUUGCAGCUCUGCUGCACAGCCGAGGAGUAAAGUCUGGCGACAUGGUCGGCGUUUACACGACCAACUCACCAGAAAUGGUGAUCGUGCUCUACGCGCUCUCGAAACUGGGUGCGGUGGCCGCUAUGAUCAACACCAAUUUGCGGGAUGACACCUUUGUUCACUGUCUUGAUGUCUCCGGCUCAAAAUCAAUCAUCUCUACCCCUGAUGUGUGUCAACAUGUUUGCGCCGACCUGCCCCACUCGACAUUUAAUCUUUCUUCAUUCGAUGGCACUGAAACGGGUGCGACGGACCUUAUCACCUUCGAUACCCUUCAACAAUUCUCUCCGAACUACCGGAAAACCAAAAGCAUGCGCCGUACGAAAUAUGUUGGCUUUGAUCACUUCCACACCGCUGUCAUCAGACGUGAACAACAAGUCGAAAUAUUACCCCAUGCGAACAUAUUCAUCUCUUCCCUCUUCCACGGCACAGCAUUCUUCACUGGAUGCUGCUACUCCGUCGGAAAUGCAGGAACCCUCUGCCUGCGACGCAAAUUCUCAGCCUCGCAAUUCUGGAAAGAUGUCCAUGACUCGCGAGCAACCCGCAUUCUAUACAUCGGUGAAUUGUGCCGGUACCUCGUGGCCACUCCCCCUUCUCCCUACGACCGCAACCACAACUGCAUCGUCGCAUCGGGUAACGGUCUGCGAGGCGAGAUCUGGGAACGGUUCCGUCAACGAUUCAACGUACCAGAGGUGCGCGAGUUCUAUCGCUCUACAGAAGGUUUGGCUAAAUUCGAUAAUCAUGGAGUGGGCGCUUGGGGCGUUGGCAAGGUGGGAUUCUCCGGUCCGAUCCGCCGGCUUCUGGAGGACGAUACAUUCAUUGUCAAAUAUGAUACUGAGACUGAGAUGCCUUACCGUGAUCCGAAGACGGGAUUCUGCAUUCGUGCUAGCUUGGGCGAGGAAGGUGAAGCCAUUGGUCGGGUUCGCGACCGGGGCCUACUGACGGAGUACCUGCACAAUGAAGAGGCUACUGAGUCAAAAUUACUUCGUGACGUUUUCGAAAAAGGAGACGUUUUCCAGCGGACGGGCGAUCUUGUGCUUCAGGAUCAUUCUGGAUGGAUUGGUUUCCGUGAUCGCGUUGGCGACACUUUCCGCUGGAAGGGCGAAAAUGUUAGCGCUGGGGAGAUUCGUGAUCAUAUUUGCCGGAUUGAGGGUGUUCAUGAUGCUGUAGUGUACGGUGUGAAGCUUUCUAGCUAUGAUGGGCAAGCUGGUGCAGCUGGCAUUACUCUAGAAGAGCAUUCUCCAGCAGCCGAACUCCGCCUGAUGUCAAAUCUAUACAAGGAGCUGAAGAAGAGAGGUGUUCCCUCUUAUGCUCUCCCGCGUCUGGUUCGAAUCACUGAAAAGGUUGCCACCGGAGUCACCUUCAAGCAAGCAAAGGGUGACUUGGUGAAGAAAAGCUGGGAUCCCCGGAAGGGUGGAGAGGGUGACUCGAUGUACUGGUUGGAUGGUACGACGUACCAGAGGUUAGAUGACCAGGGGUGGACACAGAUUGAGACCGGGGCAGCCAAGCUGUGA
Messenger RNA from Penicillium maclennaniae, 1848 nucleotides. Its product is annotated as putative bifunctional fatty acid transporter/acyl-CoA synthetase (FAT1). The transcript is spliced from 6 exons. Gene Ontology annotation, molecular function: long-chain fatty acid transmembrane transporter activity; long-chain fatty acid-CoA ligase activity. The coding region runs from base 1 to 1848 and encodes 615 amino acids. The record is from RefSeq and is a predicted model, not a curated record. Lineage: Eukaryota; Fungi; Ascomycota; Eurotiomycetes; Eurotiales; Aspergillaceae.